AAUUUCAGAUCACUUUUCAAUGUAUAGCAGCCCAUCAAGAGGUGUUACUUUCAUGGUGGUGCGAAAUAGCAGCAACAAGUGUUAGCCUUAAUGCGAUCAGUUAGUGGUGAACGACAACUAAACUCAUGAAUCAACAAAGAAAGCCGCUUGGCUGUCGUCAUUCCGCCGCCAGGGGGCGAAAUGUUUUGGAGAGCUAGCGAGGCAUCGGGUUCGGACGACAGAACGCGGCACCUGUCACUUUAAGAAGGUGAGGUCCGGGUGUGGACCGUUCCUGCCGAGGUUUCCACAUCAGCCAAGAAACACAAAGUCUCGGUCCUGUCCGGGUUCGAACGCCCUCACUGCUGUCCGCGGGGUCCAGCGGUCCAGGUGAACUGGUCUGACCGGUUCCGAGUCUCGUAUCCGGCCGGAGAUGACGCCUCCUGGCGGGACACCAUGAAGCUUCUCGCGCUGUUGCACGCUUGUUUCUCCGCUGCAGUCGCAGCGUCCAGUGACGGAGAGUCAGAGGUAUCGGCGGAGCCCGGAGACAUCGUCCUACUUCCGUGUUUCAGCUCCGGGAGCGGGGCUCCGUCCCUCACCUCCUGGACCGGACCGGGACUCGGAGCAGCAGGGGGCCUGCGGAGCUCGGACCCCCCCGGGAAGCGGUUCGCAGUGCUGCGGGACGGAAGUCUCAACAUCGCGACGGUCUCAGCGGCAGAUGAGGGAGUCUACUUCUGCAACACCUCGUUCGCUGGAAACGUCUCUUACCACGGACGAGUCCUGCUGCACGUGACCCCUGGCCUGAGAAACGUCUCCAUCUCCGUGACUCCACCCUCCGCCCUCUUAAACGGGACAUUUGUCACAAGUUCGGGUUCCAGUGUGACCUUCAACUGCUCGGAAUCAUGGGCUCACUCUCACCUGCUGACCUGGAGCUUCAGGGGCUCCGCAUCUAGCGACAAGCUGCUGAGCAACAGCUCCUCGCCCUGGCUGGCCUUCACCAUCGCAGACGUCCACGCUAGAGACCAGGGGGUCUACACCUGCACCUGCAGAAGUGGGGACUCACAGCGGAUGGUGGAGUCCAGCGCUGAGCUGCUGGUCUACUACGCGCCCGAUCGUCACCCCGAGUGCAUGUGGGCGCCAGUGCUGGACUCAUCUCAUGUCCAGUUCAACUGCUCCUGGUUUGGGGCGUAUCCCGCCCCCACACUCCAGUGGGAGGACGGCCACAGCGUGCUGGCCUCUGCCGAGGCCGACAGCCUGUCCGUGACCAUGAACCGCUCGCAGCUGACCAGCGGUCAGAUGGUUAAGUGCUCGGGUCAUCACAUGGCGGCCAAACAAGAAGCAUCAUGCUCCUUCACACUGAAACUCCCGUACCCCAGCGGGGACCCUCUGACCACUGCAGUGGAAGGAGCCAACGUGACACUCACGUGCACAGAGUCCACGUCCACGCCGCCCGCCAACACCACCUGGAGGAGGGGCAUGCGGCGGGACGAGAUCCCGCCCGGGGCAAAGUACAUAUUGUCCCUCGAAGGGCCGGCUCUGAGGCUGACCAUCGUCAACCUCACCACGGACGACCAGGGGGUCUACUUCUGCCGCAGCGAGAACCCCCUGGGGUUCCAGGAGCAGGAGGUCUACCUCACCGUCAAGAAAAGCUCUGCCGUCACAGGAGCCAUCGUCGGCGUCUUCAUUGCCGUGCUGAUCAUGGGCUCGGCCGGCAUCGUCGCCAAGACAGCUUACUCCAGCCGACACCGGAUCUGCCUUGGAGCUGGUUUUGGGCAAAUGGAGGACGAACACGGAGACGUCCUGAGUCUGGUGGAGUCAGACGACGACGAGAUCUUCCAGGGUUCUGUCCCGAGACUUCCUCCUCUGGCUAAUGGCUCCAACACGACCCUUGUCCAGAUACAUCGCAUCCCCUCCAGCGACCACGAGGAGGCUGCUGGCACGAGUCCCCGCCAGCUGGAGGACACAGCGGUGACGGAGGAGCCGGCGGAUCUCGUGACGUUUUAGUGAGUGCCAGGAGGCCACUUGCUCCCCAGGAGAAUAUGAAGAAGAGCUUGUAACAGGCUUGUGAGUCUGUGGUUCCUUUGUACAGUCAUGUUCAGGCUGUGAAGUGCUUGUAAAUAUUCUGCUCCUGAGUUUUAUUAAAAUGAUUUGAAACACUCUUUACAAUGAACAAAACAUUUCUGAAAUUG
Messenger RNA from Synchiropus splendidus (mandarinfish), 2165 nucleotides. RefSeq names its product V-set and immunoglobulin domain containing 10 (gene vsig10). NCBI's taxonomy places the organism in Eukaryota, Metazoa, Chordata, Actinopteri, Syngnathiformes, Callionymidae. The record is from RefSeq and is a predicted model, not a curated record. The transcript is spliced from 9 exons. Bases 433 to 1980 code for a protein of 515 amino acids.